This is a messenger RNA of Medicago truncatula (barrel medic), 1899 nucleotides long. Its product is annotated as CAP-Gly domain-containing linker protein 1. Lineage: Eukaryota; Viridiplantae; Streptophyta; Magnoliopsida; Fabales; Fabaceae. The transcript has a single exon. The record is from RefSeq and is a predicted model, not a curated record. The coding region runs from base 1 to 1899 and encodes 632 amino acids.
AUGGCCAAAAAGAAAGGAACAAAUACCCAAUCUCAAACCCUAGACCACAAAACCUUAACCCCACAACCACCACCAUCCACCAAUGAUGACCCUUCUGUUCAGAUUCAAAAUCUCAAGAAUCUCAACAACGUUCUUCUCAAAGAAACCACCAAUCACAGAAACCGCAUUCAGUUACUUCUCAAAGCUAACCACGCCGCCAUGGAUGUUGAAGACAAAAAUCUCGCCUUGGACCUUCAAAACGAUGUUUUCUUUGUUUUUGUUAAGACCCAGAUCACUGAAUUAGGGUUUCUCUUUGAAAAGAUCGUUGAAGAGAAAAAUGAGAUUGAGUAUGAGGUUUCUGUUCAAAGGGAGAAGAUGAAGGAUUUAGGGUUAUGUCUAGAGAGUGAGGAGAGGAAUGUUGAGAAGAUGAGGUUGGAUGCACGGAAACUGUUUGAUGAAAAGGCUGAGAGAGAAAGUAAGGUUGAGGAGCUUGAGAAGGAUAGGGAUUUGGCUGUGAAGAAGUCGAUUGAGUCGGUGAAGGUGAUUGAUGAGUUGAAGGAGAAGAUUGAUUUGGUGGUGAAGGAGAAGAAUGAUGCUGAGGGUGUGAAUAGUACUCAGGACGUCAAGAUUUCCAAUCUUGGACUUGAGUUGCAGCAGCUUAAUGAGGUUUUGAAGAGCUCGCGGAAUGAAGAGGCUGUGAUGCGUGGGAAGAUUCGUGAAAUGGAGGAAACUAUUGAGGUUGCUCUGGAGAAGGAAAGGGAAAUGAUGGUGGAAAAUAGUAAAUUGGUUGGAGAGAAGAAGGAGAUGGAGAAGAGUAUUGAGAAUUUGACUGAGGGGAGGGAUACUGUUUAUAGGACCCUGGAUAUGGUUAAGAGAGAAUUAGAGAAUAGGCAGCGUGAGGUUGAUGAGGCGAGAAGAGCUAGAGAUGAGGUUGAGAAGGUUAAAGUUGGCUAUGAGAAUGAAGUCGUCAAGUUGCAAGGUGAAAUAAGUGUACUAAACGGUGCUGUGGAGGAGUGGGAAAUUUUCGCUAGAGAGUCUGGAGAGAAAAACAAUGGAUUACUCUCUCAGGUUAAUCAUUAUAGGAAUGCUAUUGAUGAAGUGAAGUCUAUGAAUGAGCUCAACAGUAAGAAGUUUGAUGAGGAGAAAAAGAAAGUGGAGAAUUUGCAAUCACAAGUUGUGGAAAUGGAGGAAAAGAUUGAGCUAUUACUCUCUCAAGUUCAAUGUUAUAAGAAUGCUGUUGAAGAAGUGGAGCUUGAGAGGGAUAACAUCAGAAAGGGAUAUGAUGAAGAGAAAAACAAAGUAGAGGAUUUGGAGGCACGUGUUACUGAAUUGAAGCUUAAGCAGGAUACCAUCAUGAAAAGAUAUGAUGAGGCAACAAAUAAGGUGGAGAAUUUGGAGUUGCAAGUUGUGGGACUGAAGGAAAAAAUUGAGAAUGCUGAAGCUGAGUUGGUCAAGGUGAGUAGCGAGAAAGAGAAGAUGAACGAAACAAACAAGGAGCUAGGAAGCCGCAUAGAUGUUUUGAUUAACGAAAAGGAUGCUACACAUAGUAGCCUCAUUGCAGCUCAACGAGAGUGCAAAGAUUUGAGAGCUAAGUUUGAGUCUUCUAGCAUCAAUUCAAAGCAGGCUUUGGAAUUGUUGAAGAGAACUGUUGCACACGUGUCUAAGGAAAGCGUGGAAGUGAUUCCUCGCGGUGAGAAGAAGCAUGAGGAAGAAAUUCAGUAUUUUGCUGAAGAACUUGAGGCAAUAAAGAAAGCAUUCAAGGCUAAGGAUGAGCUGGUGGAUGAUAUGAAGAAACAAGUUGCAUCACUGCAGAAAUCUGCGUCUGAUGCACAUAAAGGUAAGAACUUGUGGGCCGGAUUAUCCUCUGCUGCUACUAUUUGUGCUUUUGCCUUGACUGCAUAUGUUGCUAAAGGACGCUGA